Plodia interpunctella (Indianmeal moth) is the source of this 1171-nucleotide messenger RNA. RefSeq names its product 15-hydroxyprostaglandin dehydrogenase [NAD(+)]-like. Gene Ontology annotation, cellular component: cytoplasm. Gene Ontology annotation, molecular function: oxidoreductase activity, acting on the CH-OH group of donors, NAD or NADP as acceptor. Lineage: Eukaryota; Metazoa; Arthropoda; Insecta; Lepidoptera; Pyralidae. The transcript is spliced from 5 exons. The coding region runs from base 117 to 932 and encodes 271 amino acids. The record is from RefSeq and is a predicted model, not a curated record.
AUUAUUUUAUAGAUAAACGAGAAAUCAUUUAACAUUGACGUUUUAUCUGGAUACUAAAUGUCUAAAAGACCUAAACGAUAUGCCAGUAUCAAGUAGGUACUUAAUUAGUUAAAACAAUGGCUUAUGAAUGGAAAGACAAAGUUGUGCUCAUAACCGGGGCGGCUGCAGGCAUAGGGGCUUUGGUUGUCAGGAAAUUGGUCAAGUUUGAAAAAGUCAAGCACGUAACAAUCAUAGAUGUAAACCAAGAGGGCGCUGCUUUAGCACAGGCAUUGAAUGAAAUUUUUGGAGAUGGCAAGGUUGCCUAUUUCAAGUGUGACAUUACCAAAGAUGAUGAACUUGAUGCGGCAUUCAAGUGGAUCAACGACAAGUUUGGUCAUCUGGACGUGCUCAUAAAUAAUGCUGGCAUCAUGAAUGAUAGCUACCAGGUGUACAAGAAAAUGGUGGACGUAAAUGUGACUGCCCUGUUCACUUGUACGCUCAAAGCUCUAGAAAUAAUGCGUAAAGACGAAGGGGGACGAGGGGGUACUAUCAUCAACACAGCUUCAAUUGCUGCCCUUAAACAACAUCCUACUGCCCCUAUGUACUGCGAUACCAAAAGUGCAGUUUUACAGUUUACUUUAUGUCUCAGUCUCGACGAAUACUUUUCUCGCACGGGCGUACGGAUAAUAACAAUUUGUUACGGCGCUUCGGGGACUUCUAUGCUGACUAAGCAAAAAAUGGGUAAUUUUGAUAAAGUCAUAGACAACAGAAUGGAAGAGCUAUUAAGUGGAUUAUAUCUACAGAAGCCUGAAACUGCAGCCAAUGGAUUAAUCGAUGCAUACAAACAUGGUGAUAACGGCAGCACUUGGUUGUCCACCAAAGACAGACCAGUCAAAGAUAUCACUGAAGAAGUUACUAUGGCAUACAAGAUUCUUACUGAUUUAACAUUGUGAAUAAAAUACUUUCACCAACUUUCACAACUCUUUUUAGAUGGGACCGACUGAAAAUCAGCCUUCGCUCAAUACUUAGGUAGAUACUAUGGCAAGUACACUGAUGUGCUUAAUGUUCUUAUAUCUGUGGCUGGACGCCAUUUAGGAUGACAUAGGUAUCUUAUUAUAUUGUUGGUAUAAUGUUUGGAUUUUAUUAGUUUGCCGUAUAAAUGAUUUCUUUCUUUGGUGGUAGGUAAAUUAAU